AUGUUUUAUUUUUUAGCUCUAUCAUACAAUCAGCCAUAUUUAUGUCCUAACGCGACUUGGAACACGAAUGCUACCACUUUUGCAAAUAUCAGUACCGUUGGCCUAUAUCCAUAUGCUAGUUUUGUCACUACUAAUGAUACUGUGGUCGUCGUCAAUCGACAGUCUCCUUCAACUUUUAUUUGGCUCAAUGGCAGUGUUAAUCCAACAAUUACUCUUCCCACAAGUCUCAAUGAUAGUUGGAGCGUAUUUGUAACGGACACGAAUGACAUAUACAUAGAUACAAAAGAAAAUUCUUCCAGUUACCGAGUAAAAAAAUGGACUUUUAAUGGAACAGAAUCACCUUCCGAUAUCGUCGUAUCUAAGCAAUGUGGUGGCCUCUUUGUCGACAUCAUUAAUACUCUCUACUGUUCUGUGUAUGGUUCGCAUAAAGUUAUCAGUCAAUCAUUAAAUAAUUUUAUAAGCAAUUCCGAUACUGUCGCAGGUAAUGGAACAGGCGGAUCUACGUCUAUCCAACUUAAAAAUCCUAGUGGUGUGUUUGUGACAACCAAUUUUCAAUUAUAUGUAGCUGAUUAUUCCAAUAAUAGAAUUCAACUGUUUCAACUAGGAAACCCGAUCGGAACAACAGUGCCUAUCAAUGGAUCGGCUGGGCCCAUCACUCUUGGUAAUCCAACAGGAGUUACGAUGGACGCCGAUGGUAAUCUUUUUAUUCUCGAGUACACUAACAGUCGCGUCAUUGGUUCAAGUGCAAACAUUUUCCGAUGUGUAGCAGGCUGUUCAGGAUCAAGCGGAUCAGCACCAGAUCAGUUAAAUUUACCGUGGUCGUUUAGUUUCGACAGAGCUGGAAACAUUUUUGUAUUAGAUAACAAAAAUAGUCGGAUGCAGAAGUUCCUGUUGUCAUCAAAUGUAUGUGAUAAGCCUACAACAACUCACACUUUAACGUCAACAGACUCGCCUACUUCUACACAGUCACCAACGUCGACACAAACACUAAGCACAACGGAAUCGCCGACAUCCACCCAUGCACCAACCACUUCAACAGAGUCGCCAACGUCGACCCAUGCACCAACCACUUCAACAGAGUCGCCAACGUCGACCCAUGCACCAACCACUUCAACAGAGUGGCCGACAUCGACCCAUGCAGCAACCACUUCAACAGAGUCGCCAACGUCGACCCAUGCACCAACCACUUCAACAGAGUGGCCGACAUCGACUCAAGCGCCAACCACUUCAACAGAGUCACCGACGUCGACACAACUGGAGACAUCGACACAAACACCAACAACGACAUACCCGUCUACUUCUACACAGUUAUCAACCUCAACAGAUCCACUUACUUUAACACAGCUACUAUCAUCAUCACUGGAAACAACAACAUCAGACGGACAGGCAACCUCAACACAACAAGAGGUAUCAACUGAACAAUUAUCAUCAUCGAGUCAGUCGAGUUCAACAGAACAACAAUCGCUCCCAGUGUUGACGUCUAUAUCAAUAACGAAUCAAUUGAAUUCAUCCGAGAUUUUAAUCAUAUCAGCAUGUGCUAAUCAAUAUUGGACUGGUAUUUAUUGUAACAUUUCUAAUCGACCGUGUGACACAGUCAAUCCAUGUCAAAAUAAUGGCAGCUGCUUAAACAGCAAUACUACUAUUGAUGAAUAUUUCUGUCAAUGUCCAGAAGGGUUUGACGGUUCAGAAUGUCAAAAUGAUCGACGACUAUGCAAACCAAACAUAUGCUUAAACAAUGGUCAAUGUAAUGAGACAUCCAACGAAACAUUCGAAUGUUUAUGUCUAUACGGUUGGACGAAUGCUCAUUGUGAAAAUAAGAUUAACUAUUGCACAAAUAACACGUGUGAGAAUGGUGGCGUUUGUCGACCGUUAUUUCUAAACUAUACAUGUGAAUGUCUUGGAACAAGUUAUUCAGGUCGUUAUUGUCAAGUCGUCGAUGGAAAAAUGGUUUUCCGUCAGAUGACUGCCAGAUCGCUCGGUUACGUUGCCAUCAUAUUUCUAAUUGGUGCAGUGAUGUUUUUCAUUAUCAUGGACAUUUUGAAAUAUCUUUUUGGAAUUGAUGUAACGAAAAAUGAAUUGAUCGAAGCGAAGAAAACAAAUGAAACUAAACGUAGAUCACCUCGCCGAAAGCAUCGAGUGUUCCAAAAAUUUGAAUAUGUUAAUCCUACAACAGUUCUGGAAGAAUAA
Messenger RNA from Adineta ricciae, 2187 nucleotides. The record is from the annotation of a GenBank genome assembly. NCBI's taxonomy places the organism in Eukaryota, Metazoa, Rotifera, Eurotatoria, Adinetida, Adinetidae.